This is a messenger RNA of Annulohypoxylon maeteangense, 1301 nucleotides long. RefSeq lists its product as uncharacterized. NCBI's taxonomy places the organism in Eukaryota, Fungi, Ascomycota, Sordariomycetes, Xylariales, Hypoxylaceae. The transcript has a single exon. The coding region runs from base 331 to 1068 and encodes 245 amino acids. The record is from RefSeq and is a predicted model, not a curated record.
CGGGGGUCCUCAUCACAACUAAAGCUAAACUACAAACCCCAGGCAAGAAACCAGGCAUUGCAAAUCCAUAUAGCCCGCAACAACAGGCAUAGGUCUAAACAACCUCAGUCAGUUCCAUAUGACAACCCAAACAACAAGCACAUAGUUUGAACCUAAGUCAAACGACACCAGAAAACAAAACCUAUCCAGUUUCCCUAUCCCGUACAGAGUGAUAUAUACCUAGGUACCUACUUGUGACACCGGACGGAUACCUACCUACUCACCCCAACCCCAACCAACCGAACCAUCAACCAAUCCCCUAUCCACCCAACCCCAAAACCCAAAGUCACAAUGACCGACAAACUCAAGUCCUGCCUAACAUGCGGGAAGCAGUUCUCGCCACGCAGCCUACAAGAGCACCUACAAAGCAGCCACCUCGGGACACAGUGUUUCUUCCCGGGCUUCCCCGUGCGUCUCGACAGCGAGAACGAUCUCAAGAUGUCCGAAGCGUUAAUCCACGCGAACACCAAUGAAGGAGGCGGCGCGGCGCAGAACCAGGCGACGAACGCAACGGUGUUCGUGUGCGCGUGGCCGGCGUGCAAGUUGGGCCAGGGCCACACGUACGACCGCCUGACGUCGCUGAAACGCCACCUCCGCACCCGCCAGCGCGACGAGUACUGCCGCAACCUGAACGAUGCGCUUGCGCUCGCGCGCGUGCGGAGCCCGGCCCCGCCGGUGCCGGGGGUGCCGGCGUGGAGUAAUCUGCACCUGCACCUCGCGCUUCUCAAUGCGAAGUUUCAAUGUCUGGAGAUCCUCGUCACACCCUCGCCAGGGGAGGUAGUGAAUCCGAAUAUAUUGCACCGGAUGCUGCAGGACAUCCGACAGACGGAUGUUGCGAUGUGGGAGGCGCUGCGGUGCGUGCAGGUGGCGCCGGAGUGUUGGGGCCAGCUGGAGCUGGCGCGCGAGGAGUGGGAGAAGAAGUUUGCGGCGUGGUUCUGUGUCGAUGAUGUGGGUUCUGCGCGCUUUUAUGAGUUGAGUGGUUUGCUGGCUCAGCUUACGCAAAGUAUUGAGCAUAUUCAGACUUGCUGAGGCGUCUGUUGUUGUUUUGGGGUUUGCUGCUUUUGAGUUGAGAAUGCUUUCUUACGUAUUUCCUUCUUGAGGCUACUUUGGAUUUGCUGGUUGUAUCAUCUCUUGGUGGUUGCGCUCGUUUUGCCACUUUCUUUUAUCUAGGUACUAUCAUCACAUUACUAGGUACAUUCGUGUAGACCAAGACAAAACAUGGAUACGGAGGAUGAAUACUGUGGGUGUGAUUUAUGGCGUUG